Molecule: messenger RNA, 1141 nt
Organism: Otolemur garnettii (small-eared galago)
Lineage: Eukaryota; Metazoa; Chordata; Mammalia; Primates; Galagidae
Gene: RNF186
Product: ring finger protein 186
Exons: 1
Coding region: 94-771 (225 amino acids)
Biological process (GO): protein K29-linked ubiquitination; protein autoubiquitination; protein localization to mitochondrion
Cellular component (GO): endoplasmic reticulum membrane
Molecular function (GO): ubiquitin protein ligase activity
Source: RefSeq, a predicted model, not a curated record
GAGAGAGCAGAGCAAGAGAGCUGUUUUCAGCAGGUACCAGCGCUACCAGCCCAGGGGCUGAGCAUCCACAUCCCACCGGCCCCUGUGCCCAGAAUGGCCUGUCCUGAGAGCCCGAGACAGCUCCAGCCCAUCUCUGCGGGAGCCACCACCACCCCAGCUGCCGGCCCCGUUGCAAGUCACCGUGGCUCCAAGGAGUGGGACCUGGAGUGCCUGGUGUGCCGGGAGCCCUAUGGCUGUGCCCGGUCACCCAAGCUGCUGGCCUGCCAGCACACCUUCUGUGCCAUCUGCUUAAAGCUCCUGCUGUGCGUGCAGGACAACACCUGGUCCAUCACCUGCCCACUGUGCCGCAAGGUCACUGCUGUCGCUGGGGGCCUCAUCUGCAGCCUUCGAGACCAAGAGGCACUGGUGGAGCGACUGGCCCAGCCACACCUGGAAGUGCAGCUCUGUCCUCAGGAGCUGGUGGAUCCUGCCACCUCCACGGUGGGGCACCCCAGCUCGGCAGGAGAAGACGAGCAGGAUGCAGAAAGUGCCAACCGAGCUGCAGCCCGACGCCUGGCCGUGCACCUGCUCCUGCUGGUCUUGCUCAUUGUCCUCAUCCUGCCCUUCAUCUACCCAGGCGUCAUCCGGUGGGUGCUUGCCUUCAUCAUCGCCCUGGCCCUGCUGAUGUCCACCCUCUUCUGUUGUCACCCCAGCCAGGGCAGCUGCUGGCCCUCCCCCAGGACUCUCUUUUGCAGAGAGCAGAAACCCAGCCAGAUCUCUUCCAUUGCCUGAGUCACGCUGACCAGGCAGCCCCUUUUGCCUCUUGGGCCCUUUUGUCCGCCAACAAAUAGGGUAAAGGGCUGUGAACUGAGACUGGCUCCCUCAGGAAAUCACAUGCCAGCUGGACUUGUAAGCCAGGAUGGCCAUCUUGGGUCAAGAACUUGUGCCUGGACAGUAGGCUUGCAGCUGCCCUUGGGAUAGCACAGCUAAACCACAGCAGGGUAGGGAAGGAGGCACAAACUUCCUGUUCCUCUCCUUCCAAUGCUCCCGGUUUUUCUUUACAUAACUUGAUGAAAGUUUUGCAGUAUUGACCCUGGUGCUCAACAAAUAGAACUGGGACUCCUUUUUAUUUUAUUUUAUUUUAUUUUUGGUUUGUUUUGCA